AGAAGCCCAUGCCCUCAGGUCAACUUACACAGAUGGAACGGAAAACUGUCUGUGCGUUUUAAAGUGGAAAACUUAAGAUCUCCUUUGAAUCUCUCAAGAAAGAAGGCAAGAAAGAUUGUGUUAUGAAAGAAAGUGGACGUAGCGUAAGUGUGACUGUGUGCCUCGGAUUAGGCAGGCUGGAGCUUCCAGAGCGACCUGCCAUGUGUUGCCGGACAAACCGAUAGAAUCCCUGAUGUUUCACUCCGUUGUGCUGUCAUGCUGACUUUAACGAGUGUGAGCUCGUGCUGCUGAUCUCGUGCUUGAUAAGUUGCCGGAGUUCACUUUGAAGAAUUGGAACAAUGGCAUUGUUGCAGUCUUUGGCAAAGAGGACGGGUUUUAGGAGAGCAUGCAUUUUAUUGCAAGUUUCCUGUUUGUUUCUGUUUUGCCUGAUAUCGCAAGCGGCGCAAGCAACAGAUGUCGAGUACAGCGUAACAGACCCCUUUGAUGUUUCCCAAAACACCGAAUAUGAAAUUGUUACUCCAUAUGAAGUUAACCAAAAUGGACUCUACAUCUCCCACGCAGUUGAUCAUCACCACAGAAGGAAACGGUGGGCUAUCAAUAUGGCGGAUACGUCCAUCCAUCUUAAACUGCACGGCUUUGGCCAAGAUUUUCACUUAGAACUUCAGUCGUCCAAAAAUCUUCUGGCCCCUGGAUUUAUGAUCCAGAUGUUAGGGAAAAAUGGAACAAAACACGUUGAGACUUACAAGGAGGAUGACAUUUGUUUUUAUCAAGGAUCACUGAGAUCCAAAAUGAAUUCUUCUGUAGCACUUUCUACAUGCAAUGGCAUGACAGGUUUGAUCAGGACGCAGGACGCGGACUACUUCUUGAAGCCUUUACCCCUACAACUUGCACUUAAACGGAACUACACGGCCCCCACUGGACACCAGCCCCACGUCCUCUACAAGAGAUCCACUGACAAUCAGAAACCCUUAGUGGACAAUGAAGUCCUAAUGGCGAGACGUCCCAGGCACUUUGAUUUCUACAGAGGAGGAAACCAAAGUCGGAGCGAGCACAGCGACUACAAGCACGGACGGCUUCAGAAGCAGCAUUACUGCGGCAGGCGCAAGAAAUAUAUGCCCAAGCCUCCAGAAGAAGACAUUUACAUUUUGCCAGAUGAAUAUAAGUACUUAUCCAGAACCAAACGAUCAGUAAUGUUCAAGUCUCAUAGGAACAAGCAGCUGAAUGUCGAGACUCUGGUGGUAGUGGACAGGAAGAUGAUGGAAAACCAUGGAAAUGAAAAUAUAACUACAUACGUUUUAACUAUUCUGAAUAUGGUUUCUUCCCUUUUUAAAGAUGGGACUAUAGGAGGAAACAUAAAUAUUGUAAUUGUGGGAUUAAUUCUUCUUGAAGACGAUCAGGCAGGACUGGUCAUCAAUCACCAUGCUGAUCACACUUUGAACAGCUUCUGCCAGUGGCAGUCGGGACUAAGCGGGAAGGAUGGAAGCCGCCACGAUCAUGCCAUUCUUUUAACCGGAUUGGAUAUCUGCUCCUGGAAAAAUGAACCCUGCGACACUUUAGGUUUUGCACCCAUCAGUGGAAUGUGCAGUAAAUACCGGAGCUGUACCAUUAAUGAAGACACCGGACUUGGACUGGCAUUUACUAUUGCCCAUGAAUCUGGCCAUAACUUUGGGAUGAUUCAUGACGGUGAAGGUAAUGUCUGUAAGAAGUCUGAGGGCAACAUAAUGUCUCCCACAUUAGCAGGCCACAAUGGAAUCUUUUCUUGGUCUGCAUGUAGUCGGCAAUAUCUGAACAGAUUUCUAAGCUCUGCCCAAGCCACCUGCCUAGUAGAUGAGCCCAGAUCCGUGAGGGAGUACAAGUAUCCGGAGAAGCUUCCAGGGGAGCUGUAUGACGCCGACACCCAGUGCAAGUGGCAGUUUGGGGAAAAGGCCAAACUCUGCACUCUGGACUUCAAAAAGGAUAUAUGCAAGGCAUUGUGGUGUCACCGAGUUGGCAGGAAAUGUGAAACAAAGUUCAUGCCGGCUGCUGAAGGGACUGCAUGUGGCCCUGAUAUGUGGUGUCGUCGAGGACAGUGUGUGAAACAUGGAGAUGAAGGCCCCCGAUCUGUUCAUGGCCAUUGGUCAGACUGGUCCAACUGGUCUACCUGCUCCAGGACAUGUGGUAGUGGGGUGACGUUCAGAGAACGACAGUGCAAUAACCCAAGGCCUGUGUAUGGUGGAAGGUUCUGUGAAGGCUCCUCUCGGGUGUACAAAUUGUGCAAUACUCAGAUGUGUUCCCCGGGCAGCGUUGAUUUCCGAUCCAAGCAGUGUGCUGAAUUUAACAGCAAGCAGUUCCGAGGCUGGCAUUACAACUGGAAACCUUAUACUCAAGUUGAAGAGCAGGACGCCUGCAAGCUCUACUGUUACGCAGAAGGCUAUGACUUCUUCUUCGCUCUCUCCAGUAAGGUGAAAGAUGGCACCGCCUGUUCUGAAGAAAGCACAAAUGUGUGCAUUGAUGGAACGUGCGAGCAGGUUGGCUGUGAUCGCAUUUUGGGUUCCAGUGCUGUGCCAGAUAUUUGUGGAGUCUGCAAAGGCAACAAUUCAACAUGCAAAAUCUACAAAGGCCAUUACAGCAAGCAGCACUACAACAACCAAUACUACCACGUUCUAACUAUUCCAGCAGGAGCUCGCAGCAUUCGUGUAUUUGAGACGAACAGCUCCAGUUCCUAUUUAUCUGUGAGAAAUCUGCAGCAGAAGUAUUACCUUAAUGGACAAUGGACAAUCGAUUGGCCUGGCCGACACAAAUUCGGCGGAACAAUCUUUGAGUAUAAGCGGCCAUACCAUCGCCCAGAGACCCUUUCGGCAUCAGGACCAAUUAAUGAGACCCUGGUUAUUGAGAUUCUCCUGCAAGGCAGAAACCCUGGCAUAGGGUGGGAGUAUACACUUCCAAAGUCGGAGCCUGACAGGAAGUCAAUACCAAAGCACAACUUCACCUGGGCCAUCGUCCGCUCUCAGUGCUCAGUGUCCUGUGGUGGAGGCCAGAUGACUACAAAAGCAGCCUGCUACAGGGACCUCCAAAUGCAAGUGAACACCUCAUUCUGUAACCCCAGGACACGUCCCAGGACAGGACUGGUUUUCUGCAGCACCCAGGCUUGUCCUCCAAGCUGGAGAACUGGCGACUGGGGAGAGUGUAGCCGGAGCUGUGGAGCUGGUGAACAGAUGAGGGCUGUCAGCUGCAUCCAGAAGACAUCUAACCACGAUAUGCAGGUGCUGGCGGACUCCAAGUGCCAGGCACCAGUCCCCCUACGCUGGCAGUCGUGCAACAUGCACAGCUGUCCACCUGCUUGGAGCGUUGGACCAUGGUCUGAGUGCUCCCGUAAAUGUGGCAAAGGGCAGAAGAAGAGAACAGUGGUGUGUAAGAGCACAAACCCGUCUCCAAAGCCACAAAUCCUUCCAGACAGUUCUUGCAUAACAGAGGAUAAGCCUAAAUCACAAGAAAGCUGCUUUCUGAAACGUUGCCAGAAGCACAAAAAAGUCCAGUGGUUUGUCUCCACCUGGCAAGAGUGCUCUGUAACUUGUGGUAAAGGGUUUCAGAAGAGGCUCCUGAAAUGUGCUGAAAAGGACGACGAAGGAAAAUAUAAAGAGCUUGCGGCAAAAAAAUGUCAGCAUAUCCCGAAGCCGUCUAUAGACCUCGAGAAGGAAUGUGACCUUUCUGCCUGCCCCAGGCCAGCCGCACCUCAGCUUCCCAGCAGUAGUUUAGCCAACUGGUACACCUCUCCAUGGUCUCAGUGCACAGUGACCUGCGGAGGUGGUGUUCAAGCUCGCUCUGUGCAAUGCUUGGCUUUCGGUAGACCAUCCUCAGGAUGUCUCCUUCAUUUAAAGCCGGUGAUGUCUCAAGCCUGCAAUACCAACUUCUGCCCAUCAUUGGAAAAAAAAGAUGUCACCUGCAAGGAUCAUUUCAGCUGGUGCUACCUUGUUCCCCAGCAUGGAGUUUGCAAUCACAAGUUUUAUGGCAGGCAGUGCUGUGCGUCGUGCUCUCAGUCAAACCUCUAAGUCCUGAUGAACAGUUUGCCGGAUUGGAGGGACGUCAUUUCUCUCCCUGUGAAGCAGCCACAUAACUGUAAGUCUCACCCAAGCUUUUCUGGUAAGGUCGCCAAACUGCAGAACAGAGCUGGACUUUUUUUUUAAGUUUUGCUGACAUGGUGAAAAUUCCAAAUAGCGAUGACUGGACGUGAGCUUCCGGCCCUGCCAGCCUGGAUCCCCCCCCCC
Messenger RNA from Erpetoichthys calabaricus (reedfish), 4244 nucleotides. Its product is annotated as A disintegrin and metalloproteinase with thrombospondin motifs 16. Gene Ontology annotation, molecular function: metalloendopeptidase activity. Bases 339 to 4028 code for a protein of 1229 amino acids. The record is from RefSeq and is a predicted model, not a curated record. Lineage: Eukaryota; Metazoa; Chordata; Cladistia; Polypteriformes; Polypteridae. The transcript is spliced from 23 exons. Gene Ontology annotation, biological process: extracellular matrix organization; proteolysis. Gene Ontology annotation, cellular component: extracellular matrix.